Molecule: messenger RNA, 4670 nt
Organism: Galendromus occidentalis (western predatory mite)
Lineage: Eukaryota; Metazoa; Arthropoda; Arachnida; Mesostigmata; Phytoseiidae
Exons: 13
Coding region: 104-4648 (1514 amino acids)
Source: RefSeq, a predicted model, not a curated record
GCGCGAGAAUCGAGACGAACCGAAAAAUCGGGAGGUCUUGGAAUCCCCCCGGUGGUGAUAUCAUGUGAUAGCCAGAUAUCCAAGGCGAUAGAACGUAGUGAAAAUGUCCGGGGAACCGCCAAAUUGUUCCGCUUGCUCCUCGAUAUCUGAGCGCGCGAAACUCAUCAAUGACCUGAUAAAAAAUCAGCACGAAAUGGUCAGCUCCCUCAUACAUGAACGCAGAGCAUCCUCGUCCGCGAGGACUAUUGUCGCCGAAUUGAAGCGCCAGAAUGAAUUCCUCAGUCAGGAAUGCAGCAAAAUAUCAGAUGAAUACCGAAUAGCUCUGGAGAAGGUCUAUCCUCUCGAGAAGCGCGCAACAGAGGUCGAGACCGAGUUGAACGCGAAGAGAAUCGAAGUCGAGUCCUACCGCGUGCAGCUGGAAAUCGCCCAGAACGCACCGCCAAAAGCAUCGACGGAGAUGGAAUCGAAGGUCUCCCAGAUGCAGCUCCAAAUCGAUCAGCUCCAAAGCAAAGUCAGACGUCACAACACGCAGAAACGACAGAGCACGCGAGCCAUGAAAAAUCUGAUUCGGCUAAAAUCUGCACUCGGAAACGAUGAGGUUCUGCGUUCGAUCGAGAUUCUGGAAGCAGCGCUGGGAGUCAGUUUGGAUCCCUUGGAACAGGAAGCCAUGCAACUGGAACGGAUCCUUCAAAACGAUACAGAUACCGUCGAAGAGAAAAAGUCUGCCGAAAAAGAUUCGACUUGCGUAGAGUCUAGCUGUCAAACUGAAAUCGCGCUGCGAACGCACCGAAUGUGUCAAACUUCCGCGCUUUCAAUGCACAGUCGAGAGUGUCAGACGGAAACCAGGCUGGACAUGCCGGUGCUUGAAUGCGAAGAACCGGUGCUAGCAGUGGGCGGCAUUCAUCCCGACUCUCCGGAUCGAGCAGUCCCGGCAGGAAUGUCAGAUGCACAUCAAAUACGAGACACGAAUCGGGGCAUUGCGACCCCACCGACGACUGUCGUUGCGCAAGACCGUCCUAUACAGGAUUUCGAGAGUCUCGAAACGAAGCACGACGACAGCUCAAUUUUCGUGGAGUCCUCGACUGGAAAAGACAGCGACGAGACGGAUACGAUUCGAAAGAAACCCGUCUCCCUCCUCGAAUGCAUUCCGAAUAUCCCUCUCGUUAGUGACGGUGAAGAUUCGAUUUCACCGAUCCCUGAAUGCCCACUGCUUCCCCGGAAAACGGAAAAACACGUGACAUUCAAAGAAGACGAGACUUUCAUGCUGACAGAGCCCGCGGUGACCGAGUCAGCUGAUAACGGCGACGGAGAUCAAGAAGAUGAGGCCGAUGAUGAUUCCGAUGCAAAAAUGAUGGAAGAGGUCGAGAUGAUUCUGGCGGAAAUGUGCAACCCUUUCGGAAAGCCCAACGAGAGACUCCUCGCCGUGUCGCCGAUGCCUCCGAGCCCCGUACCGAUGCGUCGGAAGAAGAAAAAGAAGAAAGACAAAUCAGACCACCCGAGAAAACAGCUGAUUCAUCAAAACUCGAGCGGUUUCGAGCCUUUAUUCGCAGCCCCUCGCGAUAGUACGUCCUCGUCCCCGCUUUUCAGCAGGGUGCCGGAGCCGAGCUGUCUGAAGGCAGAAGUCACGCACAGCCCUAACCUGGGCAUGACGACAUUCAGUUUCCAAAUGCCCUCGAGCGGGACCUCGAAACUUUCGUUGGAAUUCGAUCAGGUCACAAAGCAUGUGAGACUGUCGUGCUCGGAUCAGAACGUGGGGUCUGGGAUCGGACAGAGCGACUCUAUACAGGACUCGAGAGCUUUGCUGUCCAGUACAGCCAUCGGAGACGUCUCUCGGCGGACAUCUUUCGGCUUCCCGGUACCCCCGGAAACACCGAGAGCUCCCGAAGAAUUCUUCGAAGCUCCGACGUCGUACGAACCUGGAGUUCCUCGACGCGAUAAAGUUCCUAAACCACGAUCCCAUCGAAGUAUCUCGAGCGAAAGGGAGGUCAUCGCAGACAAGAGCGAACCAGUAUUAUCGGACAACCACCUGGUGCGCCGUGUCGAGUCGCAUCACAGAGAGAUCCAAAGUCCAGUUUCUCCAGCAUUGAGAUCGAAACCGGAAGACGGGUCACCGAGCCAUGGAAGUCAAACCGGAAGCCCUGUCGCUCCCGCUAGCGCGAAAGUCCCUCCACUGUGCGUUCCGAACCUCUACCGGGUUCUAAACUUGGGGUUGAAACUUCGCGAUCUAAACGAAAAUGACUACGAUAAGGAUGGAUAUGAGGAGUUCCGAACGGUUGAAAGGAUUGACAUGACGGAGCCCUCCCGUUUUUUACCUUCCAGGCUGAGGAACGAUUAUCGUCUGAAACGGUUGUCGAAACGGAAGAAGAGCGAACCUCUCGUGAAGGAGUUUCAGAGAAAUGUGCUCAAGAAAUCGAUCGAUGCCAAAUUUCUGGAGGCUAAAGAGACUAUGCUGCAACGCAGAAUUCAAGCUGCGCCACAACUGGGCGAUUCAGCGGAAGGCGGAAAGCUUCCCUUGGAUUCAGAAAAGCCGGCUCUGAUGGAAUCCGACGCGGAGGAAUCAGCUGCCGGUCCGCCGGCCUAUCCAAUUCCAGCUGAUUCCGAACUCGCAGAGCAGACACCGUUCGGAAGCGUGAUCGGCGACUGCUCAGAGAGAGUGGUACAGAAGGAAGAAGUCGAGCCGCAGGAGAGCUCACAAGUCCAAUUAGAGCGGACACGGGAAGAAGCCAAAGUCGAAAUAAUAGAAUGUAGCUCGGAAUCACCGCCCACUUGGGAGUUGCGGUCGUGGGACGGUGAGCGGCUCGCUGCGGCUGAUCGCGACCGAGGGCAGAGCGAUUCAGAAGACGAAGAAACUCCGAUGUUCAUUGAUUACGAGGACGAGCAUCCGGAAACCCCGUUGAGUCCCGAGACACUUUCGCCGGCUGACAGGAGCGCAACCAAACGGAUACCCAUGGAAUUCAUCGAGGACAUCCUCUCGGAUAUCCGCGACACCAGGCUGGAGGCCAAAUCGAAUCAAAAUUUGAUCUCACCGCCGGCGUCUCCCUCAUCUUCCGAGAGUUCCCCGAUGCUCACCAGGCGCAAGUCGAAGAUGAUCCCUAAUUCCCCCACGACCUGCCCAUUGAUUGAUCGACCGUACACGAGGAGCUCCCUCCGAUCAUCCGCCAAAGUCGACGAGGCAUUACCUCCUCUGCUCGGUGGCCCGGAGAGCGCUCCGCCGAAACAAGCGGAAGGUAACGUGAGAACUCCAGCUCGUGCGGGUCGGAUGACCACUAGGAACGGGAUCGUCAGUCUGUUGAAAGAUUCGUACAUUCCUGAAAACGAGGUCUACGAAACAGGCAAAUUGUUCGGCUACGAUGACGUCAUCGUAUCCAAAGAGGCGAAACCAAUUGACGGGGAACAGACCGACUCGAAACGUGAUACUAUGCAAACAAUAGUCGGCUAUUUCAAACAAAAGCACGGUCGCUUCACCUCGAUCGAGGAAACGCUGAGGAAGGUUGCUGUGCUCCAAAUUACGAUGGAGGAAGCGUUGGCCCAAUUGGUCGAUUUGGAACACCUGAGAAAGCUUUAUGUCAGCUUCGUUUAUGUUCUGCUGGACAUCAACGAAAAGCUUCAAGUACAAACCCAGUCCCAGAUUACGGAGACUGAGCGGAACUUGGUGACGUUUUUCCUCAAAUACGUACCUCAGCUUAAGAAGUACGAGGGGAAGACGAAGCAUUGUAUCGGAUUCAACUGUAUAAACUUCAUCCGAGGCUACCUCAUGUCGCCAGACCGUUCGAAGAAAUCCAUUAUCGAGCUCUCUAGUCUUUUGAAAGUGAUUUCUUAUAUCGCAUCGGAGAUACAGGGUGAAUUCCUCCAGUUGAUCGAUGAAAUUUAUUAUUCGAUGGCGGAUCACAGCUGCGAAGCGGCUUAUCAUAUCGGCUGCAUGCUCGCUGGCUGGCCGCAGAGCCUCGAAGGCAUCAAAGUUGAUUCUCCCUUCGGAUUCGUAGUUCGAUACGUCUUGUUUCAUCACACCUCGACGGUUCCGCUCGAUGACUUGCAGACAGCCCGUGCAAUGGCUGUGCAGGCGGGCUGGACUCCAUUGAUCCAAGAAGGGCAUUCACUAACUGAAGCAAUAGAACGCUUCGCUCCCGUCAUAUUUUCCAAGGAGAGCAAAACCAAGUUCCUAUCGAGACUGACUCUGCAGUCGCUCGAAAUCAUGUUCCUGCUCCUGGGCGACGUCGGAGUAGCGAAGAAAAUUCUUGAGGAAUAUGUCCCGAAAUUGCUUCAGCAAGUCGAUCUCCCGGACAGGGACGUCAAUUCCUUAUUACAGCUCUGUGGGAAAGUUUGGACAAAAUUCGCGAAUUCGAAAACGGAGAGCAUUCCCUUUGAGGCCACCGUCGAAUCUCUUGUCGAUCUCCGAACUCGACUCAGGAACACCGAUAGGAAGGACGUCCAGGAGUUCUGUAACAAAGCUCUAUGGUCCUACGCCAAUUACGAUUCAUCGGAGACCGGUGCACGGGCUCGACAGAUCUGUAACAAGGAGCGUUUCAUGCAGCGUAAAGCCGAUAAACAUCCUGGCAGAGGACGUGGAAUGCAGAAGAGAGGUCGAGGGAAAAAGUCGUUUGGACAGAAGAAAAUUCCCAGAGGAAGUCGAGAAAAGACGAUGUGUUGAGAAAUGACCUUGUACAUACUGU